Molecule: messenger RNA, 1357 nt
Organism: Exophiala viscosa
Lineage: Eukaryota; Fungi; Ascomycota; Eurotiomycetes; Chaetothyriales; Herpotrichiellaceae
Exons: 4
Coding region: 101-1321 (406 amino acids)
Biological process (GO): regulation of DNA-templated transcription
Cellular component (GO): RNA polymerase II transcription regulator complex
Molecular function (GO): DNA-binding transcription activator activity, RNA polymerase II-specific; transcription cis-regulatory region binding
Source: RefSeq, a predicted model, not a curated record
AAUCAGCAGUCACUACUUUUUUUCACUUCAAUCCAAUGUUUGUUGUACUAAUCGACUUACAAAACCCUUAGACGAUGGUCCUGGUGACACAAGAACGCCCAUGAUGGGCUUUUUGAAGGGUUUCAGCGGUAUUCAAAAGAAGAUUACCAGAGAUGGCCAGCCAGCGAAGCGGAGAGGACCCAAACCAGACAGUAAACCAGCACAAACACGCCGUCAGGAGCUCAAUCGGCAAGCUCAAAGAACGCAUCGGGAAAGAAAAGAGAAUUACAUCAAGGCACUUGAACUGGAACUCUCACGAUUACGAGAAGUCUUCCUGAUGGAGCAGAACGGCCGGGACGCUACUAUCCAACAACAAAAGCUGAUCAUCGAGAACCAGCAACGUGAAAACCUGGCACUGAGGGAGAUCCUGACAUCUCGAGGCAUUCCUUUUGAAAACGAGCUUGAGAACCGCAAAGCUGUCUUUGCCAUGAGACCCAAACGAGAAGAAGACUCUUUGAGCCCACCAUCGUUGGCUACGUUAAGUCCAAGUACAAUGGCUGGGAGGCCUAGAGGGUAUCAACAAGGCGUACCUGGUCCAGGAUCAGUACCUUCUGGCUAUUCUCCUCAAACUUACCUCAAUGGUGGUGGCCUGAGUGCUUCGGGUCAUUCCCCAGGGACAACCCAUCACAGUCAUUCUCCUCAAGGUCCGGACAUCCAAGAGUUCUCGAUCAAGCAAGAACCUCGAGGAAUCCCGGAUAUGCCAGGCAUGACAAUGCAGGGUAUGGGCAUCUUUGAAAAAGAUCCCCAACUGGGUAUCGACUUCAUCUUGAAACUUGAGCAAACGUGUCGAGAUCACGAGGAAUACCUAGUGCGGAGGUCAAUGGAUUCACCGAACAACGAAGAAGAGGCAUUAUUCUCCGGUCAUGCUCUGAUGGCUUCAUGCCCGCCACCAAGUCAUAUUUCCAGUGUGCCGGCUCAAGGAGGAGGUUUGGUCCCAACCUACGAACACAAGGUGCCGGAUGCCGAAUCGGUCCAAAUUCUCAGCAAUCUGCUCAACCUCAGUCAGACAUUGAAAGGCAACGCAAUCCCAAGCGGACAGGUCACCCCAAUCAUGGCGUUGCAGUCACUCAAAGGUCACAGGAAUUAUGGCAGCCUCACCCGAGAAGAUGUCAUAGGAAUGAUCGAGUCAAUCAGGGGCAAAGUACGGUGCUAUGGCUUUGGAGCAGUCAUGGAAGACUUUGAACUUCGUGAUGCUCUUUCAAGUAUAUUCGCCAUGAAACCCGAGACUUACGAUCAACUCGGAACAGACUAUACGGCAGAAAUCGAGGAAAUGUACUCAUGAAAGAGGAAGUAUUGGUGAGUGUGGGAGAGGCCUUUU